This is a messenger RNA of Melospiza georgiana, 843 nucleotides long. It is a transcript of the gene PPP1R3G, whose product is annotated as protein phosphatase 1 regulatory subunit 3G. Gene Ontology annotation, cellular component: protein phosphatase type 1 complex. The transcript has a single exon. Gene Ontology annotation, molecular function: protein phosphatase 1 binding; glycogen binding. Bases 1 to 843 code for a protein of 280 amino acids. NCBI's taxonomy places the organism in Eukaryota, Metazoa, Chordata, Aves, Passeriformes, Passerellidae. Gene Ontology annotation, biological process: regulation of glycogen biosynthetic process. The record is from RefSeq and is a predicted model, not a curated record.
AUGGCGAGCCCCGCACGCCCGCGGCAGGAGCUGGCGGCCGAGGAGCGGCGGCUCCGCGGCGCGGCCCCGACGGUGCCCCGCGACGGCAAGCGGGAGGCGGCGGGGGAGCGGCUGGUGCUGCUGGAGCUGCGCCGCUGCGGGCGGCCGCCGUCCCCCGGCCCCGGCCAGCGGCAGGAGGAGGGGGAGGAGGAGGAAGACGAGGGGGAGGCGGCGGCGGGCGAAGAUUGCUGCGGCAAGUGCAAGAAGCGGGUGCAGUUCGCCGACUCGCUGGGGCUGAGCCUCGCCAGCGUCAAGCACUUCAGCGACGCCGAGGAGCCGCAGGUGCCGCCCGCCGCGCUGUCGCACCUGCAGAGCCCGCCCGGCGAGGAGCGGGACCCGCCGCCGCCCGGCGCCGACCCGCCGCCGCCCGCGCUGCUCCUGGUGCCCGACUUCCCCGACGGCGGCGAGCCCAGCGCCGAGCGGCUGCGGCGGCAGCGCGUCUGCCUGGAGCGCCUGGGGCGGCCCGCGGCGCCCACCGACGUGCGGGGCACGGUGCGAGUGCUGGGCGGCCCCGGGCCCCGCGAGGUGACGGUGCGCUACACCUUCAACGAGUGGCUCUCCUUCGUGGACGUCCCGGCCGCGCCGCUGCCCCCCGAGCCGCCGGCCGAGCGCUACGGCUUCACCCUGUGCGUCCCGCCGAGCCUGCGGGAGGGCUCGGCCCUGCACUUCGCCAUCCGCUACCGCAGCCCGCAGGGAGAGUUCUGGGAUAACAACGCAGGCCGCAACUACACGCUGCGCUGCUGCGGCUGCCCCGGGGGCGGCCCCGCCGCCGCCCCGCCGGGCCCCGCCGCGCCCCGCUACUGA